This is a messenger RNA of Haplochromis burtoni (Burton's mouthbrooder), 3698 nucleotides long. RefSeq names its product E3 ubiquitin-protein ligase TRIM35. Gene Ontology annotation, molecular function: zinc ion binding; protein binding. Lineage: Eukaryota; Metazoa; Chordata; Actinopteri; Cichliformes; Cichlidae. Bases 458 to 1909 code for a protein of 483 amino acids. The record is from RefSeq and is a predicted model, not a curated record. The transcript is spliced from 4 exons.
UUACUUACUUAGCAACCACAGUUCUAUUGUGCCUAAGGAUCGUCUCAAACUGCUAAAGCAAUAUUUGUGGAAAAAUAACAGCUGUGUUAAAGGCAUCAUGAACAAGUUUGAAGCAAACGCACUGCCAGGAAUGUCACGUUUUAGUUUUCUAACUUUCUCCCACAUUGGAUGUACUAUUAACGAGCUCUGGUCGACUGACAGUACCUCGCGAUCACUGUUAAACAUUAAAUAAGUGACACAUCUACCAUCUAAAUAUUUUUCGCAGUUGUUGGUUAACAAAACGCACCUUUGUUCUGGUUAAACUGCAAUCUGUAGCUGGUUAUCCAAACCAGAAAUUUCUUCUUCCUCUGAGAAAAGCACAAGCAGUGCGAGAGAGAAGCUUCAGCUUAAAGACAGAAGACCGACACAGAGACGACGACAAGGAAAACCUGUGUUUUCAGCUUCUCUCUGAGAAAAGAUGUCUUUCCAGUCCGAGGAGGAUCUUUCCUGCCCCGUCUGCCAUGAUAUCUUUAGGGAUCCCAUUUUCCUGUCAUGCAGCCACAGCUUCUGCAAGAUGUGUCUGAAGGACUGGUGGGCACAGAAGCUGGAACAGCAGUGCCCAGUCUGUAAGAAUAUAUCUGAACAGAGUGACCCACCCUGUAACUUGGUCCUAAAGAACCACGCUGAGGCCUACUUGCAGGAGAGAGAUCAGAGUGCUUCAGUGGAGUCUGAGGUUCUGUGCUGUCUGCACUUUGAGAAACUCAAACUCGUUUGUCUGGACCACCAGGAGCCAGCCUGUGUCAUCUGUCGUGAUUCGAGAGCACACGUCGACCACAAGUUCAAACCCAUUGAUGAGGCUGUGCAGGAUCACAAGAAAGCGCUUCAGAAAUCUCUGGAACCAUUACAGGACAAACUGAAGGUCUUACAAAAAGUGCAAGAAAACUUUGAUAUAACACAGCAACGCAUAAAAUUCCAAGAUCAACACAUAGAGAAACAAAUCAAGGAGCAGUUUAAGAAGUUUCACCAGUUUCUACACGAGGAAGAGAAGGUCAGGCUCAACGCUUUGAAGAAGGAAGAGCAAGAGAAGAGUCAGAAGAUAAAGGAGAAGACUGCGGCUUUGAGCAGAGAGAUGCCCUCUCUUUUACAAACAAUAGGAGCUGCAGAGGAAGUGCUGAGAGCUGAAGAUGUCUCAUUCCUGCAGAACUACAGCGCUACACUGAAAAGUGUCCAGCAGUAUCCCUCAACGUAUGAUCCACCGCUGGUCUCAGAAGCUCUUAUAGAUAUGGCUAAGCACCUGGGAAACCUGACUUACAACAUCUGGAACAAGAUGAAGGGGGUGGUUUUUUACGCUCCUGGGACUCCAAACGCUGGUCAUCCAGAACACUCCGUCUCCGAAGAUCUGACCAGUGAGAGGCACCAGUCUCCUGACAAGCCAGAAAGGUUUUGGAUUCUGUCCACUUACGAUGCCAGCAAAGUACGAGCCAGCGGCCCUGGGCUGACUAGCAGUGUCUCUGCCACAUUUCCCGCUGAGUUUAACAUUGACGCUAAAGAUGCUGGCCAGGGUGAACUGAGCGUGCUCGUCGUGGACCAGGGUGGUAAAGAUAAGCAGGCCAGCAUCCAUGACAACGGGGAAGGUACAUACCGGGUAUCAUACGUCCCCAACCGUGACGGCUGGUACACCAUCAUUAUAAAAUAUGGAGGUGAUGACAUCCCAGCAUCACCUUACAGAGUCCAUGCCACAUCAGCUGGUGCUGCCAGCAUGUCCGCAUUGAGUGGUCCUGACAUGCACCCCACUUUGGCUUUUGGUGAGGAGAUGUUUUUGUAUCCCAUUUCAGUGGCAGCACCGUUGGAAGAACACAGCCCUCAUUUGUCGCACAUUGUUGGGUUAUAUGGACUGCAGCAAGAUCUGCAAAGUCCACAAUGGCCAUGAAGCCCGCUAAAGCCAGAAGUGAUUAACUGCUAAAGGGAAUAGUCUGACUUUUACUUUAGAAAGACUUAAAUUAUUCCCAUUAGCAACACAAUUACACAAUUUAAUCAAUUAGCUAAUGUAGUUAUGAGACUAAUCAUUAAAGAUUAUAUUGCUAUAUGAAUGUUAUUAAAAAUGGGAAAUGGUUGAAUUUAAAAAAAUGAUAAUAACUUUUUAUAAGGCAUCUUUCUAAAGAAAGUUACAAGAGACAAAAGUAAAAGGAGAUACAAAUGAGUAAUAAAGAGAAUGAAAAAUCAGCCAAUUAAAGCUAAUAUAAAAAAUAAAUUACAUUUAAAAUGAUCACUGAGACAAGAUAAUUUAAAUAAUUAUGAAAGACAACAAAUGCUCAAAGUGGAGGUGUGGAGGCACAGGAAAAGCCUGAAAGAGAUACUGUUCCAAAGACAGGAUUGUGGGAUAGCAGAGCCUCGGCUGAGGACCUCAGGUUACGACCUGCUCGUACGAUGUGAGGACAUUUGAAAUAUACAGUGGCAUGAGCCCAGAUUGGACAGCAACAUCAAAUAAAAUCUAUUUUAGAAAUUGAUAGGUAGCCAUUAAUAAGUGUUGCUGUGCGUGUGUUGGACGCAUCAGAACCAGUCAUGAUUAUUCUGUCUUUUGCCCAUUUAGCUGCAGGAAGUUCUAUGGCAUCCAGCGUUUAAUUUAUGGAUACAGUACAUUGAGUUUGGAAAUGGUUCUAAAAUUAUCCAACAGAGUCUAGAGAGAGUAUUUUCAAAAGAGGUUUUAUGAGGUUUUUAAGUAUUUAGCUACAAUCUGUUAAUUCUGUUGUUGUACAUUUUAUCCUACUUGUGCUCAAGCCUCUGUAAUACAAACAUGUCACGCUUGCCAAAUGUUUUCUUGCAUCUUGUUCUUUAAAUAUCGAAUCCCAAAUAAAGAAAAUCUCUAAAGAAAUCUCCUACAAAAUGAUCUUCAUCCAUCCAGUGCAUUUUAGAGUUUAACAUUUGAUUUAGAGCAAUGAAUGUGUUUCCUGUGCAGUUUAUGGAAAGAGCAGAUCAUCACACUGCUUCACACUCACACACUGGUACUCUGGAAACAAGUGUCUAUGGGUGAUGUUUGACAGAUAUUCAUUAGUCCAUCUCCUCCCGACUUCCUCUGACAUACUGAACUCUGUGCCACGUUUUCCCAGCAUGCAGAUCUUUUGGGACAAAUUUUCCUGGUUGAAGCGUGGGGUGGGGGGACAGAGGUAAACUGUUUGAGGUAAUAUGGCUCUAGGCCUCUGAAAUCAUCUGAAAUCAUGGAGGCAAGGUGGUAAGUGUAUGGGUUUUUAAAAAAAUAAAAUAAAUGACAUAACAUUAAUUACCUAUAAAACUGUGUUUUAUAGCAAUCAGUAGAUCUGCAGACAUAUCAUAUGAGAUCAAGGAACAAACAUUCAGACAGACUGAAUAUUUCACUGUGAGUUUACCAUCUGGUACAGUACAUUAUUUACCCCAACAAAAUUUGUCCCUUGACAAAUGACUCAAUAUUUGUAAGUCCUCUUUGAAGGCAUCGUUUUGUGCUAGUUUAAUAAGCACAAGGUCAGUUGUCAGUGUUCCUGUCAUGGACAUUUAUGGGUUUUGCUGUUUUGUCUUUUUUGGCUAGUUGCUGAAUUCCCUGGAUUUGCUGCUGUAUGCCAUUGUGGAAAUGUUUACGUUUGUCAGAAUUUUUUCUCUCUUUCAUUACUUUGUUUGUGGUCCUUGUUUCAUGGCCUGGGGUCAGUUUACCCACUGUUUUUUGAGUUUGUUUGGACCAAAAUUAAUAC